UCCUCGCGGGUACCCUUUGUGCUGCUGCUGCUCCAGAACUGCCCUCAGCCAGGCGGCGGCUGCGUCACGGCUCAGGCGCUGCGGCCGCCCAGAGCCACCCGCGGAGGGACAGCUGCCGCCUCGACCCCCGUUCCGCCAUUGCUGCGCGGGCCGCGGCUCAACGGAACGACGCCUCGCCGCCCCCCGAGGAAGGGCCGGGAGCCGCGGCGCCAUUUCCCUGAGGGCUGUGGAAAGGUCUGGUGCAUCCCGAGUUCCUGACAUUUUGCGUUUCUGUGCGUGUGUGUCAGCAGAAAAUCCCUCUAGCCUGGAAGAAUGGUGAAACUGGGGAAUAAUUUCAGCGAGAAGAGCACAAAGCAACCCCUUUUGGAGGAUGGAUUUGACACCAUCCCCCUGAUCACACCCCUGGAUGUCAAUCAGCUCCAGUUCCCGCCUCCUGAUAAGGUUGUGGUCAAAACAAAAACAGAAUAUGAACCUGAUCGCAAGAAGGGCAAGUUCCGUACUCCUAAAAUAGCUGAAUUCACAAUCAGCAUCACUGAAGGGGUUUCAGAAAGAUUUAAGGUGACUGUGCUGGUCCUUUUUGCCCUCGCGUUCUUAACCUGUGUUGUAUUUCUGGUAGUCUACAAGGUUUACAAGUAUGACCAUACCUGUCCAGAAGGAUUUGUUUUCAAGAAUAAUCAAUGCAUUCCAGCUGGGUUGGAAAACUACUACUCUGAACAAGACUCCAGCGCUCGAGGGAAGUUUUACACAGUCAUAAACCACUACAAUCUGGCCAAGCAAACCAUCACACGCUCGGUGUCCCCAUGGAUGACAGUACUGUCAGAAGAGAAACUAUCGGAACAGGAGACUGAAGCCGCAGAGAAAUCGGCUUAGUAUGAUCCGCUAAUUAGUAACACUAUGUCAUUUGAAGGUAACUAAGGGACUUUAAGGAAUUUUUCAUUAAUUAUAACUAUGGAUAAUUUAGAGGUUACUCAUGUUUAUGGUGCAAUUGCUUCUGUUUGCUGAUACUGCUUUGCAAAAAAAAACCCAAAAACUUGCUGCAGAACAUUCAUGGGCGUAAGACAAGGUGCCUAUCAGCAUCGCUUUAGAGCUUUGACACCAUUUUCAAUGUUAACAAACCCCCAAUGUUAGGUAUGUUCUUGCAGUUCAUUGGAUACUGACAGAUUUCGUCACUGGAUUUUUGGGGCUUGGACCUUAGAUAAAUCACGUGUUCUGUUUGCUGAAUUGAUCCUUAUGACUUUUUUUAUUCUCUAUCAUUUUGCAAACUGAAACACCCCAGCCAUAACCAGAGUGAUCUCUUGUUCAGCUCAAAGCUGUAUCUAAUACUUACUUUUGGCUCAAGCAAGAAUGAGAGUCAGCAUUGAUGUCAAGGGCAUAAUGUAAUGACUUGUAUGGAGAAAGAAAGUGUCAGGUAGCAUUUUUCUUACAUUUUUCUCUACUGUUGUUUCUUUGUAAGUGAUGAUGAAGUUUUCCGCAACAAGGCAUGCUCAAUGUUUUAUUAUUGCUGUCAACAGGAUUUAACUGCAUUUCCACUGUGGCUUUAGCAUCUUGGUACGGAUGUGCACUGAAACACAAACUAGGUAGAUGUCAUGGAAAAACACAGACAGUUUUAGUGACGGAUGUUGAGGAUAGUGUAAAAAAAUAGGCAGUUCAGGAUGUCCUAAUGAGAAAUUACAUCUUUUGGUCAUAGUUCAGAGGCAGAAAGCCUAUGCACAGUACAUAUAGUCUGCCAUGUAAUUUGUUGGAUGCAAGUGAGGGAGUAACAUGUCUAAAUUUUCUCUUACUACAUUAACAUUUUCCCUUUUUAUGAAUUGGAAAGAGCUCUCAGUUUAUGCAUGGUGUGCAGUGUGAUACUUUUUAAACCACAAAGCAUCACACAUGAAACCAGCAGACUGGGUACCACAAGUGGAUCUUUUAAAGCUACAUAUAAAACAAAGUGAAGAGUAGAACUUUUCAUGUAUGGGGAAGGGAAAAGACAUAGAAGAACAUAGUAUUGUGGAUGCACGCAGAAGUUCCAUUGUAAUUACAGACUUAUCUAUUCUUUGUGUGAAACCAUGUUUUCAUUUUUAUUAUAAAUAUUAUAUAUGUAUUACAAAAAAAAACCAUUUUAUUAAUUUAAGAGUUAGACAAAAUAAGUGUGUGAAGCAUCUGGGCAAGUCAGUCACCCUUCUGUUCAUGUCAUGUAAAUGGGACAAGGGGUAGGGGAAAUGUCAAAAGUUUCUUUUUGGUAGAGACUACAUCAAAAUGAAGGGAAAACUCUCAGUAUGGGCUGUUUCUCAAGAUCUGGUCAACUCUACUUUGACCUUUCUCCAGUAGAUUUGCUUUGUUAACCACCCUUCUUACCCAUACAGUUAAAAUAACCAUUCUUACUUCAUUCUCUAGGUUUGACAUGAAACAUGCAUUACACAGCAGAUGUGUAAAAGGCUUUUUAUUAAGUCAUAAAAAGCAAUAAAUUAUGUGCCAAAUUUUUCUUUACAUUUAAAAACUUCAGUCUUAUGUUAAGAAAUUCAAAACACACAGUGUCUGCAUUUUGCAACAGGCAGAUGCUGUAUCAAAUGUAUUCAUGGGUAACUUCUGACAUUUUCACUCUGCAGAGUAAGGAAUAAGGAUGCUGCUGCUUGUUGCAUACAACAUCUAGAAACAGACAUUUCAGGAGAGAAAUAGCAAACCAUACAUUUCAUAUCAGUGUAUUUACAGAGGCUAUUGAGAUUUUACAGGAUAGAAAGAUCUGUUUCCCAGCACCCUCCUACAUCAAAGUGAUUAUUGAGACAUCUCCUCCCCCCCUUAAAUUUGGUACAAUAAAAACUUUAAUGCACAAGUAAAUACUGAUGAGAAACAACUUAUUUCUCUCUCAGAUAACAAUAAACAUUAAAAAUGGCUCAGCUUUAGAAUCUAGGACAGAAAGACUGCUUAUGCUGUGUGAAGUCUAACCCAGUUUCCCUUUGAUUUAACAGGAGGGAGUUUAUUGAUUCUUGUCUACAGUUGGUUUUGGAACUUUUUUAAUCUUGGUUAACAAAUUGCUGCCAAUUUUAGUACUUUGAAUUGUUUUGCUUUAAAGUUGGCUCCUUGGGCUUUGUUCCAACACCCCAACACAUCUGUUUCACUGCAGAAUCUGUUUGUGUUGUACUCUUCUCUUUUCACCUAGAAGUAAAGCUCUUUAGUUGACUUCUUAACCAUUAUUAUUACUAUUAAAUCAGCCUGCUCUCUGACUCAAGUAGUUUCAGAGGAUGGGGAGUUGAGGUCAUAACAUGUGCAAAGUGAUCACUAUGUACUGCAGUGGUGUGAUUAAAUAAAAGCCUGAGACAGCGUA
Messenger RNA from Melopsittacus undulatus (budgerigar), 3307 nucleotides. It is a transcript of the gene NSG1, whose product is annotated as neuronal vesicle trafficking associated 1. Lineage: Eukaryota; Metazoa; Chordata; Aves; Psittaciformes; Psittaculidae. Gene Ontology annotation, molecular function: clathrin light chain binding. Gene Ontology annotation, cellular component: endosome; membrane. The coding region runs from base 313 to 870 and encodes 185 amino acids. The transcript is spliced from 5 exons. Gene Ontology annotation, biological process: clathrin coat assembly; G protein-coupled dopamine receptor signaling pathway; endosomal transport. The record is from RefSeq and is a predicted model, not a curated record.